Molecule: messenger RNA, 459 nt
Organism: Triticum urartu
Lineage: Eukaryota; Viridiplantae; Streptophyta; Magnoliopsida; Poales; Poaceae
Source: RefSeq, a predicted model, not a curated record
AUGCCACCAGCCACCGUGGAGGCCGGGACCACCCCCUGGUCCACGGGACUGUUCGACUGCGCCGAGGAUCAGGGCGUCUGCUUGAUGGGGUGGUGCUGCCCGUGCGUCGCGGUGGGGCGGAUAGCGGAGAUCCUGGAUAAGGGGGCGACGUCGAGCGGCACCGGCGCGGCGCUCUACUUUGCGGUGGGGCUGCUGACGGGCUGGCAGUGCCAGUGGAUCUACUCCUGCGUAUACCGCACCAAGAUGCGCGCCCAGUACGGGCUCCAGGAGACGCCCUGUCCCGACUGCUGCGUCCACUUCUGCUGGCUCGAGUAUUGCGCCAUCUGCCAGGAGUACAGCGAGCUCCGCAACCGGGGCUUCGUCAUGGACAUCGGAUGGCACGCCAACGUGGAGCUACAGAAGCAGCAGGGCCGCAGCGACGGCUCCAUCGUGCCGCCGGCCACGCAGCACAUGAUAUGA